This is a messenger RNA of Megalobrama amblycephala (Wuchang bream), 2036 nucleotides long. RefSeq lists its product as uncharacterized. The coding region runs from base 880 to 1527 and encodes 215 amino acids. The record is from RefSeq and is a predicted model, not a curated record. Gene Ontology annotation, molecular function: protein dimerization activity. Lineage: Eukaryota; Metazoa; Chordata; Actinopteri; Cypriniformes; Xenocyprididae. The transcript is spliced from 2 exons.
UCGACUGUGGAGUGAAAGUGGACAGAGAGAUCUUUAGUGACUCAUCUACAGCUAAGGGGAUGACCUGUGGGAAAACAAAAGCUAAGGCUUUGUGUGAGAAUGUCCUAGCGCCCUACUCUGUAUAUACAUUCAGAUUACAUCAAAUUAAACAAUCUGCCUUUUUCAGUGGCAACGGAUGCAUCAAACAGAGGUACGACCAAGUUUUUCCCUAUUGUACUGAGAUAUUUGCGCUUUGAGGAAGGUGUGCAACAUGCACUGUUAGAUUUUUAUAGUGACAGCAACAAAACUUCAGAGGCUAUAACAAACUAGCUGCUGGCUAAACUGGAGAUGUCUGGUCUUGAUGUGAAAAACAUGUCUGCAUAUGCAGCAGACAAUGCCAGUGUCAACUAUGGAAAAUACAACAGUGUUUAUCAGAAAUUGAAAUUGGCUCAGAAGGAUGUGCUACCUGCAAAUUGUUUAGCCCAUAUCCUACACAAUGCAACAAGAUAUGCAGCAGGCAGCCUGGAUUUUGAUGUUGAAAAUGCUGUGCUCAAGGUUUACAGCCAUUUUAGCAUGUCAGCAAGCAGAACAGCACAGUUGAAGGAAUUCUGUAAGUUUGUGGAAGUGGAAGAAUGCAACCUGCUACGGCAUUUCAUCACAAGGUGGUUGUCCUGCUUCCAUCUAUUGACAGAAUACUGAAGUAUUGGAAGCCCCUGACCAGCUACUUUCAGAGUGAAGGUGAGGAGCAAUGCUCCCAGUUUUUGUGGAAAUGUUUUGGAGAGGAAAGCAUUGAAGUGUCUGAGACAUAUUUUCUUUUCCUCAGUCACAUUCUUAAAGUCUUCUCAGACACCAUUGAAGCACUUGAGGCCAAAUCGUUCAGCAUAACGUGUGUUUAAGGUAAUGACUGAACUGAAACAGAAACUUGAGAGAAGGAUGACGGACAGGUUCUUUGGCUUUACUGUGAACAGCAGACUCAAGCAGCUACCCCCUUACCUGGCAAAUAAAUGUGUGGAGGAUUUUCUUGGUUUCUAUGAAAGAGCCAAGAAAUACAUAAGUGAAAGAUAUGACUUCUCUGAGAACAGCUUUCAUAGCAAAGUGGCAAAGCUUGACCUCACAACUGCUGUGUCAUAUGAAGAAUACAGUGAUGCUGUCCAGGCCUGCGAUCUGAAAGACAUUGAUAUGGAUGGACUGUAUGAGGAAUAUGCCAUGGUGAAAGCUUCCUUCACCUCUCCGGAAAGGGAAGGUUGCCACAGUGAGGAGCGAUAUCUGAAACUGUUUUCCAAAGCAGAUGAACCACUUGUGAAUCUCAGGAAGAUCAGUGCCUAUAUUUUCUACAUCCCAUGCAGCAAUGCACACACAGAACGAGUCUUUUCAAUGAUGACAUCUGCAUGGAGAAAUGAGAGGAAUCGUCUGGAUGUGGACAGCGUCAAGGCUGAGCUCCAAGUUUGUGUCAAUUUCACCUUUCCCUGCACAGAUAUGUACAAGAAGUUCCUUAGAAACAAAAAACUAUUGGAUGCAGCCAGGAAAGGGCAGAAGUAUUGCAGAUAGACAAUCAACUAUUUGGAGAUGAAGAAGCCCAGGGGCAAUGGGGGCUUGCCUUGGUGGCCAUGAUGACCCUAGAGGUGCUGUUGUCACCUGAGCUGCUGCAGAGGGUGAACUUCUGUGUUAAGAACUGAAAUGUGUAUUCAUUUAUUUUUUGCAUUCAUUAUUUGUUUAUGUAUUUCAGUUAUUUCCAGAAGUCCAGAAAUGUCAUGUUUUCAGGCACUUUGCAAGACUUUUUUGAAACAGACAUCACAAUGUCUUGAAUAAAUACAAAUACUGUGAACAAACACUUUUUGCCUCUUCUGUUACACACAGGUCUACAUCAAAUUGUGCGGCAAUGAAUAGAGUAGGCUUUUUCAGAAUCACUGUAUCAUGAUACCAUUGAUAUAAUGGACAAAACUGUAUUAAUAUAUAUUUUUGGCCUUAUUUCAGUGACUUAAGUUUUUUGUUUUUUCAAUAACCAAAAACACAAACAUGUACAUACAUGUUCCUCACAUAUUACUGUAGCCUAGUUU